Messenger RNA from Exophiala dermatitidis NIH/UT8656, 2421 nucleotides. RefSeq lists its product as uncharacterized. NCBI's taxonomy places the organism in Eukaryota, Fungi, Ascomycota, Eurotiomycetes, Chaetothyriales, Herpotrichiellaceae. The record is from RefSeq and is a predicted model, not a curated record. The transcript is spliced from 2 exons. Bases 1207 to 2304 code for a protein of 365 amino acids.
CCCCGUCUCAUUGGAGCCCGUGUCCUCAUUCCCGGCGAUGCUUAUUAAUAGUUCAAGUCGGGGCUGAUAUAAAUAGUCGGAGUUGAUCUGCUCUGCUCUGCCCAUUCCUGAACUUCCGCCUGGUCUGCCGACAUUUUUGGUACGAUUCUCAAAUCCAGUUCCAACAAGUGGUGACAUGGAACGUCUCGCAGGGCAAUACCAUGGCUCGACCCGGUUAUAAGUUAUGAGUCAAGCGUGGAAUCUCGGUGCAGUGAAAAAAAUAGAUGGGCUUUUCUUGCCCACAAUGUGCAACGGACAGGCCAACAGAAUGAAUGUGGCGCGCCUAAUGGUGUUGUUAGGUCCAGCAGCAUCUCCCGUGGCAUCAGGUCCUCCUGUGAAUAGAUGGAGUAAGGUAGGUCAGAACGAAAACCUUACAACAAACAACCAUCCAACUGCCAUGCUGUUCUUCGUUGGGUGAAUCAUGAUCAAGAGGUUGCGUCCAAUAUCAUAGAUGAGGGUGUCCUGGGCACAUUCCCACAUGGAAGAAGACAAAGAAGACUUGCUCCCGGUGGGCUAUCGGAUAGCUGCAGGAGUAUCGCUGCGGGACACGGCACAGCAAACUGAGUGAACCGAUGUUAACAAGCAAGAGUGUCUACAGCCGAAGCCGUAUUCGUCGCUUGAAGAGCACUUGUUGUGAAUAUGUUGUUGUACAAGUUGUUCCCAAGGCAGCAGCCUUGUGAGGUCGAAGUUGUCGCUUUGGCAGCCUUGCGAAGUGUGUUUAUUGCUCGGUCAGGCAGUGAAGCAUCACGACUUUAGGAGUGAUGUCGAGGUGUUGUUAGCCGUCUUCUCACUUCAACCUCCCUGCGACAACCUCACUUUACAACUUCAUCUCGCGCUCAGAUCAGGAUCUGUUCUUCUGUUCUUCUCUUCUCCUAUCCUACCCACCGCGACAGCCUUUCCUCUCCUACUUCUUCCUCUUCUACAACAACCACUCUUUGCACAAUUACUCUCUCGUGCUCGCGUUGGUUACUAGAAGCCAGGUCACUUUCUUCUUCUCUUUCUACUGCGUCCCCAUAUCUUAUUCCCCUCGCGCGGACAGUGUUUGUUUUUAGAGAUCUCACUGGCACCCUAGUCAAUCUCACUUCCUCCUGCGCACCUGUUGCGGUCUGUCGCGGCCUAUCCCUACCUUAAGCUUUCGCACCUACUUUCUCGUUAUUUGUGAAGAAGAUGGGGACAAUAACAAAAGCACAGGCUUUGGCACAGUUAAUAGCAUCCAUACCAAAAGCAGACAGAAACACUACUAGAGGAUCUGCAUCUGCAUACCAAGCACCACUCCCACCACCUCCAGGAUUUCAACUUCCUGACAAUGUUCCACCAUCUCCCUUCAGCACCUUGACAAAAGCGCAGCAGCACAAUUACAAUCCCGACGACGUCAACAAGGCCAACAACACCAAUGACGCCGACAAUGCCGCGGUCUCAGACUACCUGCGUCGCCAGGACCUUGACCGCCGAGCUCCCGUAGUCGUAUCCACCAACCCCGAACACGGAAACGAAUACAUGGAACUCAACGCCUGGGAACUCACCAUCCGCGCAAUCAAGACCCUCUUCCCUGACCGAAAGACAUGGAAAACUGCAAACACAGCCGCACUCCAAGCAUCAGCAAACCACCGCAAGGGGAUCUGCGCCCGUCUCGCACACCACACUGUCCUGCGCCAAAAUAUUACCAUCGACUUACUCAUCCGUUCUCGUCUCAUUCAGUCCGGCACAUACGCUUUUACUCAAGACACACUCGACAACCAUCGUGCCUGGAUGGACUGGUGGCUCGGGUUUCCGGACCUGGCGAACAAAAUAGUCAAACACGUCAACUGGAUCAAAUUGCUCGAGGAGGAAUAUAUCCGCGCCGAACCGAUCUGGGCUGAGUUCUGGACCCGUAUGGAGAGAGAAGAAGAUGUCAGCCUGCCGCAUGGGUGUCCGGGGCAGCCAUUCUCGCCGACCAACGUCAAUUAUGUCUCUGCUACUGCUGCUCGAACCCUGAAAACCGUCCUGCUGGAUUUGUCGACGCACGAUACGAAACGCGCAUUCCUGCAAUCCCAUAUCGGCAAGGGAAGAGAGGUUGUUGCUCAGUUCUACGAGGAUCUGCCAGAUUGGAGAGAGUGGACGACUAUGGGUAGUGAUGACGCCACUGCGGUUCCGCUGCUUGAAGAGCCUGAGACUGGGUUUGUUGAGGAGCUUGAGGAUGGUGAGGAAGAAGAACAGGAAGAACACGAAGAAGGAGAGGACAAACGAAGCGAAAGUGGAGGCGGAGACUCGGAGUUUGAUUUGUAAACACGAGAGCACAUUGAGAAUAGUGCCACUCCCAUGGAGAGAAAGAACACACAGAGAGAGCAAUGAAUGUGAUUGUAUUGAACACCAACUCAAAGAAACAAGCACUUGGACUUUCCC